Molecule: messenger RNA, 2451 nt
Organism: Pecten maximus
Lineage: Eukaryota; Metazoa; Mollusca; Bivalvia; Pectinida; Pectinidae
Exons: 3
Coding region: 37-1362 (441 amino acids)
Source: RefSeq, a predicted model, not a curated record
CCACACAGAUUUUUAGUAUGUACCAGUAAAGAAAACAUGACAACAGGCGAAUCGUCUUCAUCACCUUCAUCUUCAUCAAAACGUGGAUGUGGAGACUCUAACAUUGGAGGAUUUCACAAAAAACCGCGUACAGAUAGCUCUCCUAACGUUAGCGUCACUAGUCAUGCUAUUGACAGUGAUAGAAUAUUUGUGGACUUUCCAAAAUCGCUUGUCAAUGCACUCAACAUUGCGUUAGACAGUCUAAUGGACGAGUCGACCUGGAUGGGCUACAUAUCGUUAACACCUCUCAAAAUUUUAAACUCAAAUGCCACAGAUUGUCAUGAAGGCUACCGAUUUUCCAAAGCCUAUUGUAGUUCAGAAAAAUAUCCCACGCAGUAUUCGUUUGGUUCCGUUUUCAUUAAAGGCUUAUCCAUAUUGAUAGAGUUCAUACUUCAUAGGACGAUACCAGAAAACAAGCAAGAUAAAUUUGUUCUCGGGAAGCUGCUACAUUUCCUGUCUGAUAGCCUAGACACAGAUGCUGAAGCCCUGAAAAACAUGGAAAUGUACACAGAGACAGAACUGAACACAGUUGUUACAAAUCAUCUUUUUGCCAAGUUGUCCACAUCCACACUAUUUACCAUUGAUAAGCAGCUGAGCAAAAGCAAAUGUAGAGGAAAUGAAAGGAGAGGCUACCUAAAUGGCAAACCUUGGUGCCCUUGCGAACAAAAUGAGUGUCUACUGUCUGGAGAUUAUGGAGAUACAAGUAUAGGGAACUGGAUGGUGUGGCAUGGUAGUGUAGAUGUAGUAAUCAACCAUGACGUCAUCAUCGUGUCCCAGGAUAACGAAGACGAAAACUGCUGUCAUGGUGACAAACCUCCAGCGGAAACGAAAAGUAGCGUCUUGAGAAGAAAUCAUCAAAUUAUUGCCCAAAAUAUUGUAUUUUCAUUCCUGCAAAAGCACAGACACCCGGAGAGUGAUAACUUUCUCAUUCCAUGUAUAGGCAUUACAAGGGAAGAUAUUAUUGUAUACUUGUAUGAUUCCGUCCACGAUGUUCUCCUUGAAAGCUCAUUGCUUCCAUUACAAGGCAUGGUUUCAUCUCCUGGAAAUAAACUUAAUUUAGUAGCAGUUUUAGUGUCAUGGUUGGUUGUCAAUUAUAAAUACCUGUGUGGUGGUGUGAUGGAGGAAAUGAAAACAACAAAAGCAGAGUUCUUUUCACAAGCAAAGGAAAAAUUAAGCAUUUAUGAAACUUAUUUAAAAUCUGGUGAUGUGAGAAAUACCCGGCCUACAGUAGAUUCUGGAGACCAGGUGAAAAAUCUACAUCACCCAUUACUGAUUGAUUUGAAGAAACGAAACAAAUUGGUUGUUCUGGAACCAAGGGAGUAAUAACUUAACAAUAUGCAUUGUGUCAAAUUGUAUUUUAAACAUAAAUUACCGGUACUAGACUGCCAUGCUGUUUCAAAAUCUUGAGUCAAAGAUUGUUAAUCUUUUACGUUCUCAGUUUGUGACUCGAAAUUAUCCAAUGAAAAAUAUCUUUUAUUAUAUAUUCACAUCAUUUGUGAAUGACCUUGAUCUGUGCUUGACAGGGCAAGUACCGUCUUGGAAAGUCCUUGAAUUUUGUUCUGUGACCUUGAAAAGCCUUGAAGGCCUUUAAUCCUGACCUGUGACCUUGAAAAUUCCUUAACUAUGCCAUUCAGUGUUUCGUACAUUAGAUUAUACCUAGAGAAUAUGGGAAAAUUUACUUUCAAACCAAAUUUGAAUGGUAAGUUUUCCAAAUUUAGGUCUAUGACUUCAAGGGUGACAGUUCGAAGGUGAAAGGCUGUUAAGUCUCAAACUGAUAGCCCUGAAGAAAACUGGCAAAUCAGUGCUGAAAUGGAUCAUGCAUAAAAAGUGUCAACUUCGCUGGCCAACGGUGUUCAAUGUGAUACUCUUCUUUUCACAAGGAGAGUAUUGUAUCGAACACUCUUGGCUAGCGACGUUGAAAACGUGUUUGGCAUUGUAGAUAUCUUUUAAGGUAAAUGUAUUAUUUGCCCGAAGAGCAAGUGAGCUUAUGCCAUGGUGCGGCGUCCGGCGUCAACUUUUCCCUUUAAACAACUUGAUUAGGCCAAAUGUAUACUGGAAUGAAGGACUACUCUGAUAUUUUAAUAGAGUGGUUAUCAGCAUAAUAUCUGCAAAAAUAACGUAAAUGAACUUCAAGGAUGCUGUACAACCAGGUGAGCGAUACAGGCCCAUUGGGCCUCUUCUUUUUAUAAAAAGUUCCUCAACAGAUUUUCUUGACAGGCUUCAAGAAGGACUUAAAUUUGGCUUGAUUAGAUUUGUAUGCACAGUGCUAAUGGAUGCAAGUGUGAAAUCAUGCCCAUAAAAUGUAUAUAAUGUUGAGUUAUAAUGGUGUACAUGCAUAUUUACUGUAAACAUAUGUUGCUGUGUGGUAAAUUGUAACAAGUUAUAUUGAUUGGUUGUAAAAAUACAAUACCA